Messenger RNA from Temnothorax curvispinosus, 562 nucleotides. Its product is annotated as brefeldin A-inhibited guanine nucleotide-exchange protein 1-like. The transcript has 2 exons. The coding region runs from base 121 to 384 and encodes 87 amino acids. Lineage: Eukaryota; Metazoa; Arthropoda; Insecta; Hymenoptera; Formicidae. The record is from RefSeq and is a predicted model, not a curated record.
AUUACCGCUAAUUACUUCUUGCCAUUUGAGUCAGCAUGUUAGAGCUAGUCACUACGGAUUGUGGUGACACAGCACUGGACUGCCUGCAGAAGUUAAUCGCAUAUAGUCAUUUCACUAGCAAUGUGCCUGAUCCAACGGAGCCUUUGCGGUUGCUUCACCGGUCCACAGACCGAUGAGAGUGCGCAGCUGCAGAUUAUUAAAGCUCUGCUGACUGUAAUGACAAGCCAGCAUGUGGAGGUAUACGAGGGUACGAUGAUCAACGUGAUCUUCGCGCGAAUGGAGACUCAGGCGGAGGAAGAGAACGUGAGGCUUGAUGGGGAACAUCAGCAGGAGGGUUCUGUCAUAGCAAACGGCAAAACUGAAGUUGAGCUAAGUCUUAGUUAGCUAAGUCUAACUAGCUCAUCUAACAUCUUCAUGAAACUUUACGUUGCGUGCAUCUAUUUAAUAACGAUGGAUGUAGAAAGCUCUUCAAAUCACUUCGAGAGGAUUAUCAAAAGCGAUCUCCAUAUAUCGCAUAUUUAAUCAGAUGUCGUCAGGGAUUGCUGUUGACAUUAGCUCACUU